AUGGAGAUUAUAGAAGCUAUGCGAGCUCUUAUUUGCUCAAAAGACAAGGCAGAACAAGGCCAAGGUUAUACAGAAGGGUGGGUUGGUUAUCUACUCUUAUGCGCCUUCCUUCUUCGAACCUUUUGGUAUGUAUUGCCCCCUAACUAUAGAUCAGAUCCACCGGACGAGAAAGUCAAUUCCGCACUGCUGCUGAGUCGUCGGACUUAUCCACCAAGGGAUUCGUGGAAUUUCUCGCCCCCUUUUGGGUAUGCAGGUACUAUUAGUCCUCUCACUACCAACCAGCAGACAUCAUCUGGCUGGGUCUUGCCGGGGGGAUCGGAGCAAGAGGGAAGUCCUAGACGACGUUUUUCUUCCUGGGCUGCAGUAAGUAGAUCGAGAGGUCGUUCCGCCCCUUGUCCCCGAAGAUGGGUAAUCUGUUCUCAAAAAAUGUUGCUCCAAUCUGACCUAGCUGGCGAGCGAUCCCAGUUCGCGGCAGAGAACAAGACAGCAAGCGAGCGUACCUUUGUUCGCUUCUUCUCCACCAAGCACGGAAGUUUAAGGAUAACUGUAGGUCGGUGGCUACCUAAGGAAACUCCGAUUCGAUCUUCCCCCCGGCUGGGAGGCAUCUACCUGAUCCCGAUCACAAGGAGAGGUUCACCAUGA
This is a messenger RNA of Rhodamnia argentea, 642 nucleotides long. RefSeq lists its product as uncharacterized. Bases 1 to 642 code for a protein of 213 amino acids. Lineage: Eukaryota; Viridiplantae; Streptophyta; Magnoliopsida; Myrtales; Myrtaceae. The transcript has 4 exons. The record is from RefSeq and is a predicted model, not a curated record.